GAGUCAGAAGACGAGAAUGUAGAUAUACCAUAGAUAGAUACCGUAUGAAUGGGAAGAUGUUAAACUACCAUCAGGCUUUUCAAUGCAUGUUGUCAGCGCUCUUGAAAUUCCUGAACAAAGCAAACAAUAUUCCCCCAACGCAGCGUCACCAGUCUGUGUCUUUUUUACGGUUUGUCACCUUGACAACCCACCACAACGGGACAUGCGAACUCUGAAGUCGACCCUCACGCGGUACCGUGGGGCUUAUCUCCGUUGUCAAGGUCUGGCAACGACCAGAGGACUCGUUAAUUCACCGAAUUUUCGGUAAUGGCCCGCCCUCCAGCCCUGCCGGCCAAUAGCAAUCAACGCUAUAGUUUCAAUAUCUCCGUGCUCUCGUCAGCGCUACAGUGUCAACGCUGACGGCGGAACGGACACCUCUCGCGCCCAGGGGGUAAUGUGUCAGACGCCGCAGAGACACGAGAAAGAAGUAAAGCACGGCGCUCUCAACAGGAAGUGUAACUGUGCGCUGGCUGGUGAAAGAGGGGACAUUGGCGGAUAGCAGCAGCUGACUUUUCAAGAUUUCCCGGACUGAUUCGGGUUGGAACUUACCAGAGGGAAUUUAAAAGUUGUUUUCCUUUUUUCCGCCACCUUUCUCCUGCACGUUUAGCCACUGACUGCGCGCUUGGAGAAGGGUGGCACGAGCAUGGGAUUCUUUCUGUGAUGUGGAUUCUUGCAGAAGCAACGGAGGCAAACCUCUGUGUACAGAACAAUGUGAGACGGUACUGGCUGCUUCUGUUUCUGGAUAUUCUCAAGAUCAUUGGCAACAGCUGAGCGCGGGAUAUCCCAGUGGCCCGGCCGUCCCGGAGCACACCGGCAUGGGCUCAUAGCUGCUGUAACGGAGAUACCCACUACCCAGAGGAACUUCUCACAGCGACAGACCUUUCCAAUACAUAUGUGCUCGUGCGCCGGCGACCAGCAGUGUCGCCGUAUGGGAUAUUAAUUAUAUUAUUUUCUCUGAAUCAUGAACUUUGCUGGCAUCCUGAUGCGGUUCCUUUUCGUGACGUUCGUGUGUUUGUCGGCUAUAAAGACUGCCCACAUCCCCGAGGAGGAGGGACAGCGCGUGCAUGAAGUGGUGAUGCCAUUCCUAGACGUAUAUAACCGGAGCGUGUGCCGUCCACGUGAGGUCCUGGUAGACGUGUUGGCGGAGUAUCCUGACGAGGUGGAGUACAUCUUCAUCCCGUCCUGCGUGGCUCUGAUCCGCUGUGCCGGCUGCUGUUCAGACGAGGCGGUCGAGUGUACCCCUGUGCUCACACACAACGUCACACUCGAGGUAAAGAGAGUAAAGCCUUUCCGACUGGAGAACAAGAGCUACAUGAGUUUUACUGAACACAGUUUGUGUGAGUGCAGACCAAAGAAGGAGAAAGAGAAAGGUGAAAGAAAACAACGGAGGGGCAGAGGCAAAGGCCUCAAGCGAAAGAGAAAGAGAAACCGACAGAGAACACAGGAAGUCUCUAGUCCAGUGUGUGAGCCAUGCUGCAGUAGCUGCUCGGAGAGGAGGCGUCGCCAGUUUGUCCAGGACCCCCGCACGUGCCAGUGCUCCUGCAAAAACACAGAGGCCGACUGCUGGGCCAAAAGCCUCGAGCUCAACGAGAGGACCUGCAGGUGUGAUAAGCCGCGUAGGUGAAUGUGUGUGAAGUGCAUACAGUGGACUUCCAGAUGAAGGAACAUUAUCAGCCCCAUCACUGCCCUUCACCCUUCACCUUCCCCCCCCUCAACCUCUGAACUCUCAAUCGGUGCCUGCCUGUGGACGCGAGCCCUCGCUCUGGAGAAGAAGAGAAAAGAGGAGGAGCGAGAGGAGAGGAGAAGAGAGAAGGAGGAUUAAAUAAGUGCAUAUGAAGACAUAGAUGAAGACAAAUAGAAGAGGAGGUUUUUGCUGCUAAAUGAAGAUAGAAGCAGUGUGUGUGUGUGUGUAUGUGUGUGUGUUUUGAGGAACUGUUACUCUGGACUGUACGCAUAGCAGGUUAGAGCUCCAGACAGCCCUCAUCGCCCCACCCCCCAUUAUGAUGUCACAUCCAGUUGUCAUCACACCUCUGAUAUCACAUCCUGUUUCGUGAGUCGCUGCUUCUGUCCCGGCCUCUCUGCAUCGCUCAAGAGGCUUCACAAAGACCUCUUGUAUAUAUGUGUAUGUCUGUGUGCGAGUGUGCGUAUGUGUAUUAUCGCCUACGAAACCACUUUGUGCGACCCCUGCACAGAUGGACCUGAGCGUAUCUGGACGGGCCUUCGUUCAGUUGGACUUUGCUGGGCUCUCUUGUGUUCUCCGGGAUUCUUUGUGCCCGCCCUCUUAAGUUAUUGUGUUUCUGGUUUGUGUCUGUACAGUCAUAUGCAGUUUCCUCCUAGUCUACAACUCUGUGUGAUUCUUACUACUUCUGUCUGUGGCCCAAUGGAUUGGUAGGUUCAGUGCAGUAUUACUAUCAGACUGAUCAGACUUUGUGUGUGUGUGUGUGUGUGUGUGUGUGUGUGUGGGUCAUGCCAGAUUCAAGUAGUCUUCCCAGAAAUCAAGAGAAACAUUCCUCUUAACCCAUCAGUUAUUGCAACAUCAAAUAUAAAAUAUUUCCACACAUGGUUUCAACAGCCUGUGUGUGUGUGUGUGUGUGUGUGUGUGUGUGAGUGAGUGAGAGGGAGAGAGUUGGGUGUGAUAGAGUGUUGUGGACUGUUAUGUGUGUUUGUUUAUAGUAACUUAGUCCUGCCAUCAUUUCACCCAUUCUUGUCUUAGAUCUCUACCCAUUAUCGUAUUUAUUACUCUGUAAAUAUGUGUGUUUGUUUGUGUGUGUGUGUAUGUGUGUGUGUGUUUGUGUGUGUGUAUGUGUGUGUGUUCUAUGUAAAUGAUUUUAAAAAACUAACUUUCUGUGAGACUAAUGUAGUAAAACAUAUUUAUUUUCAAAUGAAA
Alosa sapidissima (American shad) is the source of this 2926-nucleotide messenger RNA. RefSeq names its product vascular endothelial growth factor Ab (gene vegfab). Lineage: Eukaryota; Metazoa; Chordata; Actinopteri; Clupeiformes; Clupeidae. Gene Ontology annotation, biological process: sprouting angiogenesis; induction of positive chemotaxis; positive regulation of protein phosphorylation. The transcript is spliced from 8 exons. Gene Ontology annotation, molecular function: chemoattractant activity; vascular endothelial growth factor receptor 1 binding; growth factor activity. Gene Ontology annotation, cellular component: membrane. Bases 1001 to 1663 code for a protein of 220 amino acids. The record is from RefSeq and is a predicted model, not a curated record.